This is a messenger RNA of Marchantia polymorpha subsp. ruderalis, 1392 nucleotides long. Lineage: Eukaryota; Viridiplantae; Streptophyta; Marchantiopsida; Marchantiales; Marchantiaceae. The record is from the annotation of a GenBank genome assembly.
CCAAGUGGCAGGCGCCUUUGAGAGUACAGAACGAGACUUGUCCCCCGUCUCCUCGACGGACGCACGACGACGACGAGGAGACCAGAAGACGAAACUGCGGAAGAGCAUGGCCUGGAUUCCCCGGUAGCUUGAAAAGCGGAGAUUUUGGAGGUUGCUCUUGAUUCUCGAGGCUCUUCCGAUUAGAGCCGUGGAGUCUUCGAUUCUCAGGCCGCUCGAUCAGCUUCUUCUCGACACGAGGCCCGUCGAACGAGGAUGUCAGCAUCAAUCGGGAACAAGAUUUUGGCCGCCGGAACCAAGAUCGUUGCAGUGGGAAGAAAUUAUGCUGCUCACGCGAUCGAGCUGGGGAAUGCUGUUCCUAAGGAGCCCAUGAUCUUUUUGAAGCCGACUUCGUCAUAUGUGUUCCAAGGAGGAGCUAUAGAAAUCCCCCCUCCCUUGACUUCUCUGCAUCAUGAAGUAGAACUCGGGGUCGUGAUCGGCAAGAAGGGUAGGGAUAUUUUCGAGGAUGAAGCCAUGGAUCACGUUUCAGGUUACGCAUUAGCGUUGGACAUGACUGCCAGGGAUAUUCAGACAGUUGCAAAGGCUAAGGGUCAUCCGUGGACGGUUGCGAAAGGAUACGAUACAUUUACACCAAUAAGUGGAUUCAUUUCGAAGGAUGAAGUGCCUUCCACUGACAAUUUGGAGCUAUGGUGUGAGGUAGAUGGGGUUAUGAAGCAAAAAGGUAGCACCAAAGACAUGAUUUUCAGCAUUCCGUUGCUCAUCAGCUAUAUAAGCAGAGUUAUGACCUUAAACGAAGGCGAUGUCAUUCUGACAGGUACUCCUUCCGGCGUCGGUCCCGUCACAGCUGGUCAACAUGUUAAGGCAGGUAUCACUGGGCUGGUGGAAAUGUCGUUUCCGGUAGAGACUCGUGUCCACCGUACUCGAUAAUCUUGGAGUUGUAAGAUUCGAUUGUCGCGUUCAUCUCGGCCGAACUUGACUCAUGUCAAGUGCAAGACAUCAAGGUUCGCACCUAGUGAUCGUGUAAUUUGACUCGUCAGAAGCCAACGAUUUUGAUAGAUUUUGUACUCGAUCGAUGGGCGAAGUUUUCACCCUCAAAAUCAGGGAUGUAUACUUUCUGGAGAUUGCACCGAAAACACACCCUCAUUCCCACUCGCUGGAUGCAAGUCGGGAGAUAGUUGUCAUGAUAGAAUUCAAUGUUGUCAUUCAAUGUAGAAAUUAUAUUUUGGAGUACCCGUGUUUGAGAAAUGAAGAGCAUUUUUCAAGAAUAUGGGAGCGAUCUACAGCACAGUUUGACAUGGUAGGUUACAGUAGCACCUAUGUCAGACAGCCACGGUCACCUGUGCCGAUUGAUUAUGAAAGGAGGAAAGCAGUUGUACUUGAAUCAGCUGAUUGGAC